Messenger RNA from Xyrichtys novacula (pearly razorfish), 28797 nucleotides. NCBI's taxonomy places the organism in Eukaryota, Metazoa, Chordata, Actinopteri, Labriformes, Labridae. The record is from the annotation of a GenBank genome assembly.
AUGGCAGGAAAUACUGAAGAGAGUGUAAGAGGGAGAAAAAGUGGACUUGUCCAUGUUGAGGUGAGUUUUUGAAAUGUGUUUCCUUCUAAAUGCUACAGAGAAUAUUUUUUAACAACUCAGACAUAAAGUAGCUGAGUAGCUGAGCUGCUGUUGGACAAAUUUCUCUAAAAGGUUUGUCUCUUCUGUUGUUGCUUUAAAUCUAAAGCGAAAGUCUGACUUCCUUCCUCUCCAUAUAGAUCCAGCACCCAUCAUCUACUUCCUCCCCCUCCUCUCCAGCACCGUCUGUAUGGCAGGACUUUGGGAGGAAGGUGAGACUCUUGCUGCCGUACAUCUGGCCCAAAGGCUCAGCAGCUCUGCAGGGUCUGGUGCUGCUGUGUUUGGGCCUGCUGGUCGUAGAGCGGCUGGUUAAUGUCCUGGUGCCUGUUUACUCCAAGAACAUCGGUAAGAAGGACGUCCGCAUCUGAGAAUAAACAUGUACAGUAGAUUGAAAGUGCAAGCUCCGGUGAAGAAAUGUGAGCCAAAUGCAACACAUAGUGGAAUACAUCUGGAUUUUCUCAGACAGUUUAGUGCAAAAGUUGUACCACAUGUUAAGAGUAUUUCAUCCCGGGUCCUUCAACUUUGCUGCUUUGUGAGACGUCAUAUCUCCAUAGAUAAGGUUAAAAAGAACCUAAUUUAAAGCAGUUGUUAAACUGAUUUAUUGCACUUUUACCCUUAAAACACUAGAGGGCAGUGUGUUCUAGUUUUUUGAAGUGGGGUUCCCCUUUUUUAAUCAAGUCUGAUGAUAAUCUUUUUAUCCUCCAAAUGUAUUCACAUCCUCAGGGAUGUCUUCCUAGUGAGGCAGCAGACAAAUUGGAUUGAUUGGAUAUGAUUGAACAUUUUGUUUUCCAAUCAGUCUGACUGCCAAAAUACCCAUGACAAAAAUUAACCUUUAGAUAAGACCAGCAGGUAAGAGAGCAACAUAACGCUCAAUGGUAACAGGGAGGCGUUGUUGUCUGAGGAGCCUCCCUGAACAGGAGUGAACAGUUAAAGGCUCUGAUGGAAAUUUUGAAUUAACAUUUGUCAACAUACAGUAUGUGAAGAAUGAAAAAACUAUGAGAUUUGUAAUCAGGAUAAGGCAGUGACUGAACCUUGUCACCUUAGCUUGUUAGCGCCUGAGUAGGGCUGAGCAAUAAACCGAAAAUUUACGACAAUAACCGAAGUCAUUUUGUUCAUAUUCGGUGUCAAAAAAUGAAUAAAUAAAAGUUGGUUUUGGAUGUGUGUAGGUAGGCUAUGGUCUCAUGCCGCUUUAAGACGCUGUCGUACAUCAGAGACGUGACUCCACCCCAUCUAGUCCGUAACAAAGAGGGAGAGACAGGUGAGGAGAUGGAGGACGGUUCAAAAGUUGUAGCUGCUGAAGUAGACAAAGUUAAUGUGGGAGGGGGUGAGCAGCUUGAGGAGUAGUUAUUGUCCAUUUAUCGUUAUCGAGGUGAACUGCUCAAUAUAUCGUGAUAUUGAUUUAAGGCCAUUUCGCUCAGCCCUACACCUGAGUUAGCUGUGUAAAAUCUCAUUUCCAGCCCAGCAGAGGUGUACAGAAGGCUGGUGACACAGUUUAAACACAGACCCUGUUUUCUGUUUGUUGUCUCACUUCUGGAAAAAAUCAGGAUUAAAAUUCAGUCAUUGAUGAAAAAUCUGUCUGUUUGGAACAUCCUCAAUUUAAAGUGGGUGGAGUGGAAAGAUGUCCUUGAUAACAUAUUACACUCAAGAUGUGUCCUCCAAAAACAUGAUGAGGAUCUAACAUCACAUAAUCUAAGUAAGGUGUUUUUAAAAGUGAGAUUCGACAGAGACUUUAAGUCGAUUUGUUAACAGCAUGAUUUGAUGGGAAUCACUGCAGCAAACUAUCUCAGCUCUACUCUGCUGGACCUAAACCCAGAAUGAAAGCAGUGACUUUGACCAAAAUUAUAUGGCAUGUGAGUAUGCUUAAGCUUAGUAUGAUAAUCACAUGCAAAUAUCAGAGAUAUGGGUGGGCCAUCCAGAGAUCUGGAACAAGGUUUACUUUUGCUUCCAAGGAAAUUUUGAUCCGUGGUCGGCUGAGAGACCAAAGAGAUCUAAUUUCAGCCAUAAAGCAUCCAAAAUUAGCAUAACUGAAGGAAGAAGAAACAUAAACUUCAGAUUUAAUGUUCAAUGAAUGUAGAUCAGAGAGGUUUAAAAGAGGAAGCAACCUUCACAUUUUAGAGGCAGUGUCAUCAUUUGCCAAAGUCUUUUGUUGCUAGUUUUGUACCCAGGACUGCAUCCACCUCAAGGCAACAACCCAGAAGUCUCCACUUCAGAGGAAGUCAGCAUUCAGUUUGUCUUCAGCUACUUUCCCUGCUUUAGAAAAAAAGAAAACUGCCCAUUUGGCUUCUGGAGCGACAUGAAAGUCUGAGCCAGUGCAGCCAGAAUGAAGCCCAGCGCGGCUUUGUGUGAUGAGGAAGGCGUGGAAGAGGCUUCAGAGGGGGGUGUUGUUGUUGGUGUGUGUGUGUGUCUGUGUAUGUGUGUGUGUGAGCAGAGGGUUUUCUGGGAGGUCACCCCUCCUGCCAGUCAUGCUUAGCAGGCAUUAGCGGCCUUUUUCGUGGAGUUAACACACCGGUACAACGGACGUUUUGUCUCUGGGUGCGACCCCGCCUCUCACCCUCCAACUCCAGGACCCGAUGCCAAAAAGCAGAAAAUACCCCCUCGCUAAAAACACACACACUGGAAAGUUCAAGAAAGUAGAGAACACAUAAAUCUCUUUUUAUUCCACUUCAUCUUUUAUUGAAUUAUUUUUGUUAUUCUUUUCUUGCUAUUUCUCAUGUUGUCUUGUGUUUUUCUCCUCCCCUUAUUUCCCUCAGUUUCUGUUUUUCAUUUCAUCCUGAUUCCCAGCACUCGUCCCAAAAGAUAAUGAAUUUAAAUGAGACCAGAGGAAGUCUGUAGACCAGAGGAAGAGGAGUGUGUGUGAAUAUGUCACGGCUGUGUGUCAAAUUAGAAUUAUUAUUGCUAUUAUAUUAAAAAAAUGAAGGACAAUGUUUUGAUUUGUGCGUCAACAGUGAAUGAGCUCUCUGCAGGAGGUGGCUGGACUUCAUUGAUUUCCACAGUCUGUAUCUACACACUGCUCAAGUUCCUGCAGGGUGGAGGAGCAGGUGUGUCAAUGCACUGAAAAAUUAGUGUGUGAAUGUGUUGAUGACUUUUAUUAGUAUCUGCCUUUUUGAUAAAGAAGCAGAACCAGACUGACAUUUUCCCUCAUCUUCUGUUUCUUGUAGGUACAUCAGGUUUCAUCAGCAACCUGCGUCAGUUCAUGUGGAUCAAAGUUCAGCAGUUCACCAGCCGAGGCGUUCAGGUACCACGAGCUGCUCUUUGACCUCAUCUGUCAUGAUAUUUUUACCUCAGGAUUAAUGAGCUCAUAAAAUACCAUGUUUGUUUUUUUUCCUGUUGUCCUCGUGUAUUCACGGUUUAGCUCCUCAGUUCUGUUUGUAGUGUGUCCUGUUUUAUUUUGUAAAAAUAAAUGUUGACAUGUAGUUAUUGUAAGACUGGUUUGUGCGCAAGUCCUCUUUUUUCUGUAAAGCUCCGUUUUUAAAAGUUAUUAGGGGGUCUGAGUUUUCUUUGAUUGACACUUGAUACAGCCUAUGGGCUUUCGCUGAAAUACAGGGAGCUUUUUCGGCUUCAAAUCCGUAUACUGGUGGAAGGUGGAACCUAGUUGUCCAUAGUAUAUACAGUCUAUGGUUACACCUGUGUCUUAUACCUCACCAGUCUCUGUAUCUCCCUCCUUUUUUCUAUUUCUGGUAGAUUUUAAGUUAUUGAACUGAAUUGUCUUUAAAUGUUGGUUUUAAAAAGUGUUAAAUAUCUAGUAGAGGGCUGCUAUAGCUAGCUAGCUAGCAGCUGCUACUUCUUUGCUUCUCCAAUUCAUGAUCUGUGGUGAGUAUGGACAUGUGGUAUCACCUUAUGCUUCUUUAUUAGCAUUAUAUUAUUUCAUUCAUCAAAAGGAUAGUUACUGUCAAAAAAAAAAAAGAAAAUGUAAAUAAAUUGCCUUGGCGAUGCAUGACAGUAGCAGUCUGUAGCACUUGUGGUUUCCCUCUGUCAAGAUCUUUGCUUGUGUUGUACUUGCUCUCAGAUGUACAUCACUGUCGACUUAGUGACUGAAUGAAAGUAACAAUUAACGUUGUGGUGGAAUGAGAAUGUAAAAAGUUUGAACCCAAAAUGUUGGAAUGAGGACAUAGACGGUUCCCCAGAAAAGAUUAAUAAUUCAAGGUACAGUGUGUUGUAUUUAGCAAAUAGAAAGUUGCUUUGUUGUGAUUUAAAAAGUACAACUUUGCCUUUACAGCAGAGUAGAAGUACCAAAUUUUAAUGUAAGACUGAAAUAAAUCACAAGUUCAUCAUAACAGGAAGCUUCUCUAUCCCUCCAAAAUAAAGGUGUGUUUGUUUUCCCACCUGCACGCUCUGUCCUUGCGCUGGCACCUGGACAGGUGCACUGGAGACGUGCUGCGGAGCGUCGACAGAGGGACCUCCUCCAUCAACCACCUGCUCAGGUAGGACUGGAUGGUGAAUGGUAACACAUGCACACACUGUCACUAGGUAGAGGAUUAAAGAAACCUGUGAUUGUUUUUGUCUUUAGCUACAUCGUGUUCAGCAUCAUUCCUACCAUCUGUGACAUCAUCAUCGCCAUCAUUUACUUCGUCUCCUACUUCAGCGUGUGGUUUGGACUCAUCGUCUUCACCUGUAUGCUCCUCUACCUCAGUGAGUCAAUGUGUUAUCAAAGAGAGCGUUCUUUAACUAUCAUUCAGUGUAGACUUUAAAAUCUCUUUAAUGUGAUGAGCAUUACUAGGAGAUGAAUUUCAUGUGGAUUUUGUCUGCAGCGUCCACAAUCCUGAUCACAGAGUGGAGGACCAAAUACAGGCGGGAGAUGAACGACCAGGACAACAAGGCCAAGUCCAGAGCUGUGGACUCACUGCUUAACUUUGAAACGGUAUGUAAGGCCACACAGGUCCUGCUCAUUUUACUGCUUAUAAAUAAAAGAAGUCACUCUGCAAUUGGAGAAAUCUGAGUUUGGUUUACAUACAAGUUAGUUUUUUGGGUCUAUUAUCUGUCAUUGCUUUUAAGGAGCCUUCAGUUCUUAUUCUCAGAGUUUGAUUAACUUUACAGGUAAAAUAUUACAGUGCAGAGGGUUAUGAAGUUUGCUGCUUUGAGGAAGCUAUUCUAAAAUAUCAGGUAAGUGUGUUUCUGCUAAGACCAAAGAAAAGAAAACUGUUCUCUGUCUGUGUUUCUUACCUUUGAUUAAAGUGCUGUUGCUUGUGUUUGUGCAGCACUGUGAGUGGAAGAGCUCGGCCUCUCUGGCUCUGCUGAAUCAAACUCAGAACAUCAUCAUAGGAUCAGGACUGCUGGCUGGAUCUCUGCUCUGUGCUCAGCUGGUCUCUGAAAGACAAUUUCAGGUAACAUCACUGACUAAAAUGCACACUUUUUGUGCAAAAAGCAAUGCAGGUACUUUUCAGAGGAAGCUGGAGCACUUUCAGAAAUACUGACCUCCUUUUCAGCAUUACAGCUAGCCUGACUCAGACUCACAGUGACCUGGAUGUGCAGCUUGACCGAAGUCUUUGGUAUCAUAUCAUAAGGAAAGCUGGGACCAGACCUUAGUGACUGAACUUGACCUCAGUGACCCACACAUGACUCUUACUCUGACUCUGACCUGAUGGGGGUUCCCAAACUUUUCAGCACUGGUCCUCUAAAAUGAGUCCAUCAUUAUUUAAAUCCACCAUUGUCUUUUUUUGUGCUGAACAAGAGGGAUACAAGGUCAUGUUAAUGUAAAAACGACACUGUUGAUUGUUCUUGGUUAGUAUUGGCUCAUAUUUUGUGCACUUAUAUUUCCCUCAGGUUGGAGAUUAUGUUCUGUUUGGCACCUACAUCAUCCAGCUGUACACUCCUCUGAACUGGUUUGGAACCUACUACAGGUAACAUUCAGAAUCUAAUUUAUAUAAAGGUAAAGAUAUAAAAGGUGGUAAGACUUUUUUCCUCUUCUUCUCUUAACAUUUAACGACAGACUGAUUCAGAGUGCGUUUGUGGACAUGGAGAAAAUGCUGGCUCUGCUCAGUGAGCAGAAAGAGGUGAGUUGUAUAAGGACUACAAACAUUAGGUAAGAUUUAUGCAACAGUGACACUAAAAAACGAUGACCAAAAUAAAUGACAAAUUUGGGCAAAAGUUAGAUUUUGUAAUUUUGGGACCAAUUCAUAACAUUUUCAAAAAGUUGAUUUUAAUCUGUUUGUCUCAUUCUUUCUUUAUUUCUCCAUUUUUUUUCAGCUGGUUUAAUAGUAUUUCUUUUAACAGCAAUUACUGUUAUUGGAAUUGUAGUAAUGAUGGGUAUUGCCAGAUUAUUAUGGAUAUUAAACUGUCUAAAUAAUAUCUUUUUAUGCUUAGAAGUUAGAUUUAGAUAAAGAAAUAAUAAUCAUUUUCCAUCGGAACAACCAGAGAUUGAAAGGCUUGUGUGAGUAAUCAAAUAUAAUCUCGAUAAUCUAAUAAUCACAGAUUUGUUUGAAUCAAACUGAAUUCUCAUGAAGUGCUUCUGAUCAGCAUCAGUCGAGCUGAAAACAGAGAAACUCACACAGUCAGAGGUCAGCGGAUUAGAAGGUCAACAAGUGUUUGUGUGUGACUUUUGUGUGUGUAUUUGUGCGCAUACACAUACUGGAACACAGAGUCUGCGUGUUUGUCUGUGUGUGUACGUCUGACUUUUUGUGUGUGUUUCGGUGGGAAAAGGCGUCCUCCGGCUGCCUCACUAAAGGCUCCUACAUUCACAGGCCCUUGAUAUGGUAAACAGCCACAUGAAUGCAAACAAAAGCAUUAGAGCACCUUCAAAACACAGCGGCCCUUUUCUUUGGCUUGGGAAGCUGCAGGGGAGGAAAGAGGGGGAGUCAGGGAGAGAGGGAGGAGGGUGAGGGUGAGGAGGAGGUCAGAAGGAAGGAGCGAGGAAGGACUGAAAUUGAGGAUAAGUGUUCAGAUUAGGUUUGAGUAUAGUAGAAAUAAAUGAGAAUAGAGAAGUGGAGAGAAAUAUUUCUAUUUACAGAUGCUUCAUAGAAAAGUUUAGUUUGUACAUCAAAGGUUUGGAUUUAGUAUUUGGGUUUGUAGCUUUGUACAUUUGGAGCGCAGGUAGCUUUGACCAAUCACAUUCCAGUAAGCUUUAGCGUAUGCAUGAAAAACUGUCUGUAUGGAGAGCAAAAGCAGGCAGAUAAGGAUCCACUUCAACAGCAUCCUGGCUCUCAUCACCAGUAAUCUGAUUGUGAUUUGUACAUCUCUAUGAACAGAUAUCUUAAUGCAAGUGCACUUUUGAGAUCAAACAUUUUUGCAUUAAGUUUCCAAUCUGCUUAAAGGGAUAUUCCGGCGUAAAAUCAAUUUAGGGUCAAACUCAGCUCAAGGAAAAACAUCAGACCGAGAUGAUAAGGUAGAAGAACUACAGCAUCUGCAGGGCAAAAUGUUGAAUAUGAUGAUAAUUACUUCAAGGAAAUGAUAAAGAAAUUAUCACAAAUGUUCUUCCUUGAGCUGCGUCACUAUGCUGUAGUCUGUAAUGGACUGGCCUGAGGUCUCGCUACAAACAAGCAGCUGCUGGAAGAGAGUUGGUGAGUUGUGUUUAGUCUCUUUGGUAAAGAAAUCAGGCAAAGUUAAAAAGAUGUUUGGUGGCAAGUACUAUGGCUAUGACCCUAUACGUACCGUUGAUGAAGUUAGGUGCUGUUCUGAGCAUUAUUUGUAGCUAUAGAGUGGCGUUUUGGUUGAGCGUGUGGCUCCUGGGAUCGGUGUGUAUUGCUAUAGUGCAGUCGUUACUCAAAAUGGUAUAACUAGAGAAGCAAGCGGUCAGCAACAUUCAUCAUUCGCUGGGGUGUCUACCUCUGUGUUAUGGUGUGUUUGACUCUAGAUUAAUUUUACGCCAGAAUAUCCCUUUAAAUCAUGGACUCAUUUUCAGUUAAAUGAGUUUUAAAAGUUCUCUCCUGUUCAAAAAAACAAACAUUAUAAUCAUGAUUUUGGCAACUGCAGCAGACUGAAAAGAUUAAAUCCAGACAUUUGCUUUGUUCACUUGUUUGACUCAAAAGCUAACCAGAGUGCAAAAAUUAAAUCAGCUGUCUAGAAUUAAAUCAUUGUCAAAACACUAAGAGAAAUGUUCAUAUGCUCUCUCUCACCCUUCUUCUUCCUCCCCCUCUCAGGUCCAGGAUGCUGAGGAUGCUCAGGACUUGCAGCUCACAGCAGGUCAGGUGGAGUUUGACAGAGUCAGUUUCAGCUACGUGCCCGGGUGUGUAGCCAGUAAAAGUGUCAUCCAAGCAUGCUCAGAUUGUCAGUGAUAUUCUCAGUUAUUUGGCUUGCAUAGUCAUUCACAAUUACAUCAUUUGGUAUUUUAAUGCUAAGGCUUUUAUUUUGUAAGGUAAGCUUCAUCAUAUUGAAGAAAAACAGUGACUCAGCUGGUUCCCAUCACUUGCUGUGCUCAGGAUUAACAUAAAAAAUUAUGUACUUUGAUUAACUGAUUGCUCUGAUCAGCCUGCUGUGUGCGUUUGUCAGUGUUGUACUUACUUUAUUUUCCGAGCAAACACUCCAGAGAAGAUCCAGAUGUUGGUGAUUUAUGUGAGAAUUUGCAACUUGAGCCACUGCACACAAAAGCUCAAUAAAUCUAACCUCUUUAGUGUUACUUUUUCUAAUGUUCAGUGUCUUGUAAGUUUGUCUCAAAGCUGCAAACGUUGAGGAAUCAGUGCCAGAGUCAAAAAUGCCUAAACGUGGUUUAAGUUAUUUUGAUCCUGAUUGAUGCUUUUUGUGUGUGCAGCACUGAGGUUCUCAGGGAUGUGAGCUUCACAGUAGAGGCAGGACAGACAGUCGCUUUGGUGAGUUAUCAGAUUUCAUGACCCCUAUUUUGAGAAACUGGUCAGCAAACCAACACAGGAGCUAUCAACCACUGCAGACAGGAACCUCAGAAUUACAACUGAGCAGAUAUCAGAUAUUUGUCUCUGCCUAAACCCAAAUUUUUAUUUCAGAAGCUUAUGGUGAUAGUCUGUAAACAAAAAUGCAUUUGUGUCUUUGUUGUGCAUGUGUGUGAGCAGGUGGGUCCGUCUGGAUCAGGGAAAACCUCCAUCCUGCGGCUGUUGUUCAGGUUUUAUGACCCUCAGAGUGGAAGCAUCCGCAUCGACGGGCAGGACAUCUCCAAGGUAAACAAAAACAACACCGCAGAAAUUUGACGGUGAGGUGAAGUAGCAUGCUGUUAUUAGGUCACUGACUUGAAUCAAUAAAAAAACAGAGUUAAUGAAAGAAUACUUUUGACAUGACAUGAUGCGUCAUGUGGUUUAAACAGGCUACCUCAUGCCACACAUCUGUACUUUGACGAGAAUUACACAUUUCUUUCAACAUAAGCCCUUGACUGUUUUUCUACCCUGACCACCACUGUAUCAAAUACAUGAUUAAGGACCUGUGUACACUUACAGCAGUUUUGUAAGUGUAUUUUUUUUUUAUGAAGCAGCAUAAAAAUGUUGCUUUUCCACUGCAGGUUGAUGUCCAAAUGGACCUAGAGAGCGUUGCACUGCUGUGUUGCUUCAAUGUGUUGUUGCACUUUGUCGUGUCACAAGAGACGAGACACAACCAUGUGCAAAAGGUCUGCAAACAGAAUACAGCCAAAAUGAGUCGAUACAUGAUCAAUUAAAUAGGUAAACAAAUGGAUCCCACCUCCUGUUCUCUUCCAAUCAAAUUCAUUGUUUUUUUCUCUCAUCAAAACUGUUAUAAGGAACUUUUGGUGCCUCUUGUGGACAACAUAAAACCUCUUGAAAGUGGUUUCAGGCAUCAAAAAUUACGAUUGAAUUUUCUGCCUUGUUGCUGAUGGUUUCAUUGGCUUUGGAAGAUCAUAAAGAGGCAUCAGUGAAAAUUUCAUCCUGUUUCUCAACCAGUUAAAAUCCCCUUUAAAAGGAGUCAUUUUCACUUACGUUUGGGCAUUUUUUCAAAUCUAAUCUGAUUAUAAGAGGUUAUAAAAAAACAACCACAAACCAAUUAAAAUCAAGAAGGGGCGGGGCUUCCGGUAUCAGCUUUGUCUGCAUAUGAAGGAGAAAACAGCCAAGCUGAUUUUUUUAGGCACCAUUUUAAAGUCUAGAGCUGCUGCUAAUGCUACACUGAUUACUUGUAUCAAUGUUUUUUAAAAUUUACUUUAAAUUCUGUUAAAAGAAAUCUUAUCUAAAGUAUACAGGACAUUUUAAAACAUGCUGAACCAUCACUGAAAAAGCAGAAGUGUUUCUGGACUAGUAGCAACUGCAGAUGCCAGUGAGAGGCAGUACCAGUGCAGAAGAUGCCAUCAGUGGACACAGGCCCUUAACCUUUACCUCUACCUACAAUGCACUGCUCUUUUUUUCAUGCAAAGUUUUGCAAUAUUAUGGCAUUGUUCACAUAUAAUCAGGACUUGAUUCUAAUGGCUUCAUAGUUUAGAUCCCAUAUGAAUCUUCUUUUAUGUGGCGUGAGUACUCAAAUUCAUAUAAACAGAAAACCCACAUUUGUUAAAAGUUGAACUAGUGUACAGAUUAUUGAGCUUUAAGUGAUUUUUGGUCUUUAAACUUGCUGUUUUAAGUCUGUAUGCUUACCUAAAUGACUGCUGGCUGUAGCUUCAGACUCACUGCAUUAACAUAAAAGUGGUAUUUGGCCUCUCACGUGGACAUCUCUCUAAGAAAACUAUCAGCACGUUUCCUAAUAUGUCAAACGAGUCCUUUAACCGCAGUCAGUGUAACCAUCAGUGUUUCUUUUCAUCUUUUUUUAUUCCUCCUUUCAUCUCUCCCCAUCAUGGUCGUUUCCUGCUUUUGGCUCACGCACCUUGACUUCCACUUUCCCCCUCUCCCUCACACACACACACACAGCUGGGCUGAGUGUGUGAGCUCCGGUCACACUGUGAAUAAAUCAUAGUAAAAGGUUCCUGAAUAAUGCAGCAACGAGUCCAGACGCCAGAUGUGUAUGUAUGUGUGUGUGUAUAUGUGUGUGUGUAAAGAUAGCCCAUUUAUUGCAGUUGUAGUUAAAAAGUAACUCUGUGUAUGAUUUUCCAAAAGUCCCAAUAAAAACGAAGCAACACAAACACAUUACAACACACACUCUGACUCACAUGCACACCUGCUUCAGUGCGACAGAUGUGCUUUUUAAAGCUGGCGAUGAUUAUGUGGACGUUUGUUUAUAAUUACACAGCAGGAGGGUCGCUUAAUCAACACACAAGUACACACAUGUUGUCGUCUCUCUAAUUAAAAUCAGACAGUUUUUAGUCUGUGGUUUUCUGGGACAACGGAAAUUAUAAAAUGCAUCAUCACUCUGCCAGAGUUUUUAAUCAGCUGUCAGUACAACUUCUUUUACCAGUUUUAUCCAAAUUUCACACAAAUCUCCAGCGAAAUUAGAAGGAAAAAUGCUAAAUUCAUGCUUGUUUUCAGAGAUUGUUUGGGGUAUAAGUGGCCUUGGUAUAUAACAUGUGGGGAUAUCAGUUGGAUUCAGCAAUGUGCAGUUUCUCUGUAAAUGUGUAGCAGCUUUUAUGAAAACCAUUUGUCACAGCCACUUCUACACUUUUUCCACUAAAGUGAACCUGGUCCUAGUUCACUAGUUCUGGGCUAGUUCUUGCAAUCCCUGUAAACCAAACCACUUUCCUUUUCCAUAGGCAUGAGGUCACCUGCAAGCCCUGUCAUUAGAUCACUGCAUACAUCUCUGAUUUCCCAGCAGCACUUUUGUUGUAGUCUUCAAGCACACCAUAAACAACAAUGAAUGACUACAGCUUCUCGUUUCAGGUGUUGCUCAUGGCUUUGCAAACCGUCUUUGGCUUUUUAUUAUAAGGGGUAAAAAAAAAAAAGUGUGGUCUUAUUGUCAGGAUAGCUAUGAACAUCUUACCUUUGAGAAGUCACAGACACAUAACAUCACACCAAUUACAUUUUGAUUCUUACUGUCCACAACACAUAAUAUCAAAUCAUAACAAAGUUGUAGUUGGUUGUAUCUUGGUCACAACAGCCUGGCCCGUAGCCCCUGACAUAAUCAGUUCUUUCUUGUGGACCAGCGAGGAGUUUGUGGUACUCUUGAGCUGGAUUUUCUGGUGAAGAACAGCUCCUCUGGCAGUCCAAACACCAAGAACUAGAGGCAUGUUAGACAACCAGCCCAGUGACUCCUUUAAAAUUACAAGAACAUGAAAAAAACUCACCUACAUAACAAUACACAUGGUGGCCCAUUAAAUACGAUGACGGCUAAACCACCUGACAACAGAAAAAACGACUUGAGGUAUUCUCAGAAAUAAGUCUGGCUUGCUAAAUGCAAUUAAAUCCUCAGGAGUAUAUCAACCACUUUUUUAAGGAUCACUUAUCAGAGUUUGUAAAAGAUAAAAUAAACUAUUUAUCUUAGGUGGUAAAUCCUCUAAUCACCUCUAACACUAAAAGACCUCUGUGAUUAAUAUAUGAAAGUCGGGACAGAUGGUGGUUGUAAAAUCGCACCUUUGUUUCAAAGUGAGAGUGAAGAGGACGUUGAGAAUUUUCUGCUUUUGGGUUUAAUUCCUGCAAUUUUAACACCAUCUGUUUAACAUGCUGGCUGUUGUCACUUCAUUAAAAAUCCAUUCUUCUUUUCACGUUGAAGUCUAUAAAUACUUUUCUAAUGUGUCACAUCAGAUAAACUUUUCUGUAAAAACACGCAAACAAGUAUUACUCAGUUGAUCAUGAUCACCUGCUGAAAGUUUGACUGCAAGAUGAGACCUUCUGACUCCAGUAAAACUUCACUGGAUGCAGAUGUUUUUACAGGAAUACCUCUCAUCUAAGGUUUUAGAGGAUAAACACAGUUUUUAUCUCUUUAUGCUUCUCUUUAAGGAUGAAAUCGGGGCUAAUUAGCUUAGCUUAGCAUAGAGAUUGCAAGCAGAAGGAAGCACUUAGCUUCACCCUGACCAAGAAAUAGCCCUAAGAUGUAAUUCAGCACAAGUAUUUAAAUAAGUUAAAGGGGGCAAUUGACAGACUAUUAAACCUCUCUAUCACUGAGUUGACCAAUUCCAGGUCUUGUGGUUUGCAUAGUUUUGACUCGUAGUUACAUUUCAAGCUGCAUGUGUCAGCUUUAGAAGGGGAUACUCGGACCUUCAGCAUAUGCUAAUAUGUAGGUCAAGUAUAAACCAGGUUUAAUCCUAUAUGUGUCAGUUGUUGCAGUUCUAACAGCUGUUGAAAUACUUCUCAUAUACAUCUUGGUUUUCAAUAAACUGUACAAAUCAUGGAUAUACUGUCGUCUCAGUGAGGUUUUUCGAUACCAAUUUCCCUCAAACAAAUUAGUUAUAUAAAUAUUCGAACCUUGUGCAGUGUGUGCAGAUAGAGACAUGAGCUACUAACAUCAAGAUCAUUUUUACCACGCUGUUAUCAUGUACAGAUGUGCUUUUCAGAAUAGGCUGGCCAUAUUCUGAAUUCCCAAAAAGAGGACAUUACUAUGCAGGGCAGAGUCGUGGAGUCGAGUGUAGAAAAUUUUGAGGGUUUUUUUCAGGUUGGGUCAGGUCAGGCGUUUCUUACACACUUCUAACUCAGUCCACGUUACACUCAAAACUUAAAAAAAAAAAAAAAACCCUGGACAUUUAAAGGAUUUUAUAAACUUCCCUGGACAAGGCCGGACAGCCACCCCAAAAGAGGACAUGUCCGGGUAAAAGAGGGCGUAUGGUCACCCUAUUUCAGAAUGAUUGUGUGUGUGUGUGUAUGUGGCCUCAGGUGCUUUUGGAGUGAACCUCAAGUGGACACUUGAGGAAGUGCAAUAUUUCUGUUCUCAAUGACUUUGCCCAAAGAAAGGUGGAGUGAUGGUUUUCCAAGAAUGACACCUCUCCAUAUGUUUAUAAUUUUAGGUUUUUGUUUCACAUCUCAAAAUAAGUUGGAUUUAUAGAGAGAUUUGGUGUGUGGAGAAGCUCACAUAGCCUUUAGAAAAAACAAAAACUCUUGCCAGACACAAACACAUGACACUUAGGAUUUGUCCAAAUCCUCAUCCAAAGGUACCUUUUUCACUCUAUGUGCUGGAAGAUUCAAGUUUUGAUCUAUUUGCUGUUAUUUUUCCCAUCAUUGAAUUGUUCACUAAGACACUAAGUGUGAUGACAGCUGACUCUGUAAUGAAUAACUUUGAUAUAUGACUCUUUCGAGAUGUCCACAUACUCUUUGAUUUCAAAAAGGGGCUUUCUGCUUGUUGCACACAUCUGUUCAUAGAUGAAUUAUCUGUGCUUUAGCAGUUCAAAGAGAAAGCUAUGAUCAUGAAAUCUGUUUUAGUUGAUCACAGUAAAGAGGAAAAACCGAGAAAUGUAGAUAUAAGGACCCAUUUCUUGGUCUUUUGCAAGUCCUCAUGCUUUUAUCCUCCAAGGUUCAGUUUUUUUUACCUUGCAAUGAGUCCAACACCCAAAACUCUGGAUGCAGCUCAGUCUGUCAGAGUCUAAAGUUUGUUUUCUGGUGCACAAGUCCUCUGCCAUUCUGUUUGUCCCUGCAUAUGGCCACCACAUGUAGUUAAGCCCUGAUGAGUCGGACUCUGCUGGCCCUGACACUGCAGGCUGACGGCUUAUUACUCACCGCCGCAGUGAUUCAUCUGCUUGUUUUUAAGGUGUCCGUCAGAUUCCACUUUUUAUUUCAAUUACGGGAUAAAACAGCAGUUUGGGUUGAUGUGUGUUCCAUGUUUGCAAUCACAGCUAAUCGCUAAAUACUUUUUCUUGGGAUUGUGUGACACCCUUUCCUGUUUGUCACUAAGAAGUACUCAAGACCACAAGAAUUCUACUUUCAUCAGUAACAAUGAGCAGAUCACAGCUGGGUCAGAGCAGGACACAGAAGAGGAACAAAGAACCAAAUUAAUGACGGAUUAGUCAAAUAUCUCAUAUCAAUCCCAAGCAUUCUAACAGCUGUUGGAAUAUUACAAAGAUUUAACCAGCUGCAGAUUAAAACAAGGAAUGCUGGUCUGACUCUGCUUGCAGGUGACAAAUCUUUGUACCAGCAUCUUGUACAAUAUGUUCUCCUAUUACGUCCUAUUUGCAAAUCAACAUGUUUUUGACUGAUGACCAGAAAUCUGCAUGGAAUUAAAAAUGUAUAGCUAAACCAUGUAAAGCAUGACAGUUGAACAACAUAAAUGGAUUGGUUUGUAAACAAAACCUCGACAGGAUGCUAAAAAAGACCAAGGUGUUGUAUCCUAUGUACAAAAGCUACAGAGCUAUAAAUAUAAAGGGGUGAUCAUUGUUCAAGGUAUAUGCCAAUGAGUUUGUCGAUUGUUUUUGUACGUAACAGAUUAACUGGGAGACAGUCCAAUUGUAACAAGCUGAAAAGAGCUGUAGAUAAAAAUGAAGCACAAAGAACUUCAGGUGUUGAGUCAAAGCAGAGUCUACAAGAUAGGGGAUUCAAUAGAGGUCAUAUUAAUAUUAAAGACAUGGUUGACGAUCUGAGAAGCAGUUGAAAAAAACUGAGCCGUUGAGGCAGAUUCGAAAAAAGCAUCUCACCCACCUCACACAAACCUCUCCCUCAGUGCUCCACGAUAACUCACCCCCGAACCUGUAGCAAGAAACCGGCCGACAGAAGAUCCUACACUAGCUUAAAAAAGGAUUCACCAUGUCGGAUUGCGAGUUACUAGCAGCAGUAAACGCCAGCUCUGCUAGCGAGCACCAUCUGCAGCUGCCUGGACAGCUAUUGUGUUGACAUUGCAGAGACUAAUAAGAGUUCUUUAUGUAACAUGUGCUACGAUAAAAGGCAAAAAUUACCUGUUCAACAAAAACUGCUGUCUCGGCUGGCAGAGCUUUGUUUACCGCUCAAAGGAUGACCCAUGAUAAGCAUAGGUUUAGUUCAGGCUAACCAGGUAGUCAAGCUCAGACCAGAGUGCAUUAGCUGAACCCAAUGCCAGGUUCCAUGGUGUGCUCGCCCCUCCUUAGGCUUUGGCACUCCACAUAUGUCCGUGGAAAGGCAGGGAACUCUCAGAAUAGGAUCAUACCAUCAAACCAGAAUCAUCAGAAUAAGAAUACCUUAUUUAAGCCGAAGGGAAAUGAUGUUGGGCCGUGUACCUAACCAUAACCUUUCAGUCUGGCUGCUGGACUUGACUCUCUAUGGUCUAUGAACAUCUAUUGUUCUUUGGCCUUACCGUAUUAGUCACAUUUAAAUGUGAUAACAAUAACAGGAGUGAUAACAGAAGUCUUGGAUGACAUGAGCCGGUCAGUGCAUCCAGGCCUCUCUGACUGACUGCCCAAUCUACAGAUGAGGUCCAGGGUUUCAAGCAGUCAGAUACAAGUUCCAAACACUUGAGCAUGAAAGCGAUCUCACAUGGACACAAUUAGCUUGGUAGAUUUCCACCAUCAUGUUCCUGUAAACCUUGAAUGGGUAUUUUAUUUCUCAAUCGUUGUUCGAGGAAUUCAGUGCACAUGCUUAAGCUUGGAAAACACUGAGGUCUGAAAAAGUCAAUAAACAAUUUACAGCUUGGGGCAGGACCCGUGGACUUUAUAAGGACAGCGAUAGUUGGGACAUAUCUUAAAUACGACAUCAUCUUAAACUUGAUGGAAGUGUUAUUGCUGUCCGUGCAAAGACAGCUGUUGUACACCCAUAUCAUGCUCUUUUGUUCCUCAGUCGAUGCUUCAGUGAAAACAUUAAAUACCCCAUUUUUUAUCCUCCUUUCUUCUCCCUCCCCAUCUGUCUCUUUCUUUCUUUCUAGAGAGAGUGUUAGAGCUCUGUCAGCCCGCCUCGAUCAGAAACAGAUGCUGUGUUGUUCUUCAGAGGAAUAAAUACCAAAAGAGGAUGGCAAAAAAUCAAAUUAAGGGAAAGUGAGUGAUUAUCAGCCAAACCGAGCUGGUGCAGGAAAUGGAAUUUGUACUGUUGUGGCUGCAGAGAAAAGCUUUAACAGGAAACACUCAGAGUACUGCACACCGACCAGAGAGUUAUUGAAAACCGGAAAUUAUUUCAGCAGAGAUCAAGUGCCUGGUCCGUGAAAAACUGAAAGGGAACAACAUUACAAGUGGUGUGCUACAAUCAGGGUGUGGAUCCGGACUUUUUAGAGCAAGUCAGACCAAGGGUCCUGUCUGGUUGGUCCAUCUGUUUCUAAAAUGUAAACAAUUGUUAAAAAACACAUUUGCACAAUUAAAACAAGUAUAUGGCUUUUUUUAGGGUUGUUAAAAAUAACUAGCUAACAAAAUCAGGCUUGUUUUCUCGUGUUUUGUGGUUGUGAACUAUGAGUUUGUAAUAUUCUCCAGGUUUCAGGACAAUAGCUCACACCUUGUUCCACUUACCUUUCAUUUUCUCUGCAGUGAUGAUCAAUCGUGGAUGAAUUAAAAAUGUCUGUUGUAUUUACUGAUGCAGCAUGAAAGCUUGGUGUAUUGCACCUAUUACGGUUUUGUUCUUGUUGCCUGAUGUUGAGAAUCAACUGAAUGCAACGAUCAUUUUGACGGAAUGCAAAAUAAAUAUACCACAUUAUACACCACAAAGAUCUUAUUUUCAGUCUAACAGCUCGUGUUGUGUUGGUUGAAAUGCUUAUUGCAGAAGCAAAACAUUGUCCUACAUUAGUCUGACUUAAACUGGACUUUUAAAAUGCAAAACAACUGAAAUCGCUCUAGUCAAACGUUUUAUAGCCCGACCAAGAUCUCUUGACGAUGUGGAUUUUGAUUUGUUUUACUAUGCUUCAAUGGGACUGAAACUGGCCCUAAGUAUUCUGCACAUUCCCCAGAGUUUACGUGGCAGGAAGUGAAGCUGGGUAGUAAACAAAACCUUGACAGAAGAAGCGAAGAUGUGUUAAAAGACAGCUGUGGUAUUGUGCACAAAAAAGUUGCAGAUCUGUAAACUUCUACAAAAUUUCAGAUGUUGCUCUCCACACACCAAUCUUACUGCAUGUGUUGCCUUAGAUACAACUUGCAUUAAUGCAGCAAAAACGGAAGCCACAUCGUCAACAUUGUAGUUUAAUAAUGCUAACAGAUUUCUCUCUUUUUUCUUUUUAUCAAAUAACCAAACCAUGUUUCUGCAGUGAACACACCAAGUACAGAAAAUAAUAUUGUAGCCAUGCUGCCAUAGCAUUGAGUAAAGUCUUUCAGGAAAUAUUCAGUAUGAAUAAAAAUAUUGCCCUGAAAGCUGCCUUGCCACUUUGCAUGAUAUCAGGGGAAAAAAAACAUACUAUGUCAACCAGAUUAACAAAAAGCAAAAUGAAGGUAAGUAGGUUGAGUCAAAAAUGAAAAUAACCGGAAUAGAGAGUGAGAGACAACGACAGAAAUCGGCUCAGGACAUGUUCUGUCUGUGACCUGGGGCAGCAUGCAUUAUAUAGUAUAAGAUGAAUUAAGCCAUGCAACAUUUAUAAGGAUGUAUGAUGUGUGUGUGUGGAGAGAGGGAGAGAUAGAGCAAGUAGAGCGAGAACUGCAACAUGAAAUAUGUUUGUGUCAUGACCCAAGAUCUGAGGACCCCACGUACAAGGUGGUUUGUUGGUUUGACAUGAAUUCAAAACUUAAUACCUGCAGAGCCUGUAUGCUGGUUCCCCUUUAAACUAGGUCAGUGAAUAAAUGUAGUUCCCCAGUUGCAGGACUGACAGUUUUAUCCUUUUUUUUGUCUAAGGUGCGUCAGUCUUCUCUGAAAUCAUACAUCGGCGUGGUUCCUCAGGAUACGGUUCUCUUCAAUGACACUAUCGGCAACAACAUCCGCUACGGACGAAUUACAGCCAGCGAUGAUGAGGUGGAGAGUGCCGCCAUUGUUGCUGAUGUACACAGCAGGAUACUGGAGCUUCCUCAGGGUCAGGUCGGGGUGAUGGUGACACAUUUGAAAAUGCUUCUAUGUUGGACAAGCAGACGUCUUGAUUGUUUGUCAAAUGUUGAAAAGUUUAAUGUGGAAAAGGGUUUUUAAUGAAGAUGAUGGUGUUAUUUCCAAUCAGGGUACGACACAGUGGUAGGAGAGCGAGGUCUGAAGCUCAGCGGUGGGGAGAAGCAGAGAGUGGCCAUUGCUCGAACCAUCCUGAAAGGACCUCAGAUUAUUCUGCUGGAUGAGGUAAGGAAACAAGGGAUUACUGUGUUGACAACCCUUUCACUUAUGUAGAAGCUAAAUCUGUAUAAACAUGAUGAGAUUAAAAGAGUUUUCACCCUUUCCUGCUUCACCUAUUACAUCAUGUGCCAAGACAACCUACAAAACUGUUAAAAAGACGCUUUGUACAAGAAUAAGUAAGGAGUAGGUGGUGUAUUGCAGUGCAAAAUUAUAAACCAGGCUUUAGUCUGACUCCUAGUCAUCGAUUUAAUGCAAUUUCAUUUGGACAACAUGUUCAUGAAUUGUUAAAGUCCAGUAGGUAAAAACCAUAUUAACCAGUAAAAGACACAUCCAGUGCAUACAACUCUACAUUAACUAGCCAUAGUCCAUUAAUAACUUGAGAUAAACUCCAGCCACAUGACUGACAGUGGUAGACUGUCCCAAAUGCUUCCUUGUGAAGUCCUCUAAAAUACGAGACGGCCUGAUUUCAAUUACUCUAACAUCUCUCUCCAUGUGUGUCCCAUUUUUGUUGGUCAAGCUCCAUUUAGACAAACUUUAUCAAGUUCUUUAUCCAAAAUACACAAAGACAGUCUAACAAACAAACAAACAGACUUAUUAAGUAAACAACCUAGACUCGUAUGCCGUGUUUGUUUUUAUUUCAUCAGGCUACUUCUUCACUGGACACUCAGACUGAGAGGAACAUCCAGGCCUCACUGGCCAAGGUCUGCACCAACAGGACGACGAUAGUGGUCGCACACAGGUGACUUCACAAACCAAAAUGUGUGUCAUUAUACCAGUUAUAUAGACAUGUUUCCUGCUGUGAAAAAAGCUUCCCUUGACUGUGACCCAGAUCAAACCCUUGCCUAAAAGGAGGUGGUUUCUGUCAAGCUUAAGAGAACAUGUUUUCAUGGUUUUACACCACACUGGUGCAGCAUCAGUUUGAACAAUAAAUCCAAUAAGUCAAAUUCAUGACACAUAUUUCAUCACAUACAUUUAAAUCUCCCAUAAAAGGUUUUUUGAUGUUAAUGAAAUAGACUUAACUUCAUAUUAAUGCCUUCUGAUGAUAUGAAGCAAGACCAUCAGCAACAGGAUAGACAGAGUUUCAUAUUGUUAUUUUAAAGCCUGAAAUGGGUGUUAGGGGGAAGGUGUUAGCUGUGUAGUUUAAAGGGAUAUUCUGGCGUAAAAUUAAGUUAGGGUCAAACACACCAUAACACAGAGUUAGACACCCCAUCGAGAGAUGAAUGUUGCCGACCGAUUGCUUCUCUAGUUAUGCCAACUUUAGUAACGACCGCAAAUAGCAAUACAGAGAGCCACACACUCAACCAAAAGCCACUCUACAGCCACAAAUAAUUCUCAGAACAGCACCUAACUCCAUCAACAGUACAUACAGGAUCCCAGCCAUAGCGCUAGCCACCAAACAUCUUUUUGGUAUAACUAGAGAAGCAAUUGGUCGGCAACAUUCAUCUCUCGAUGGGGUGUCUAACUCGUUGUUACCGUGUGUUUGACCCUAACCCAAUUUUACGCUGGAAUAUCCCUUUAAGACACAGUCCUGUUCUUACAAUUUCUAUGCAAAAAUAUUCACAGUGAAUGUUUCACAUGGCUGUCAAAGACGGGGUAGAGACUAUUUGUCAGAGUACACUAUUUUAACAUGUUGAGGACAAGACCAUCUUAAAAUAUUCACAUUACUCCAAUACAAGAGUAAGAGAAAAGGCAUUACAAUGAAUCCUGCUGUUUCAGGCUUUAAAAAACUAAUAUCAAACACUGGGUGAAUAAAGGCUAAUCUUAUCUUAUCUUAUAAAAAAACAACUGUAUAUUGCUUUUCAUGGCGCUCCAGACAAAGCUGAGACACCCCAAUGAAAUCAAAAAGAUAGAUUUCGUGGUGGCACUGCAGAAAAAGUCAGGAUAACAUCCAACUCAGUGGGAUACAUCAUCUGGUAACCAUGAACAUGUUGUGGUCUUGUGUUGCUGUGAACAUGCUAAUCCUUUGACACAGGGGUGCAUUAACACAUAAUCUGUAACUGCAAAUGAAAGUGGUUUGUUACAAUGUGAUUACAUCUGUGGGGGUAACUCAAGACCAAAGUGAAAAAGAAGAACCAAAUGUGAGUGAGGGAGAUGAAAGGAAAAGAGGGAUGUGGUGAAAGGAAAACAGGAUUAGAGCAGACACAAAGAGAGGGAUGGAGAGAUUAAAUUAAAAGCUGAUUGGAGGAUAUGAUGAUGACACGUGAUGACAGGUCAACAAAAGUAAAAGAAACAGAUGUCUGCUUAUUCAUCAGUCUGAGUGAUAUUGAAAAAGACUUGAAAGGCUCUGACACUCGCAGACACUAAAAUACAUCAGGAGUGAAGAAGCCUGUGGUGCUGAUUCCUGCAACACUGUGUUAACAUAGUCUUCAUCACUUCCUACAGUACAAAAGCACACAUGAUCAUGUUUUCUAUGACUAACAUGAUCAAAACAUGCUUUCUACUGCACAGGAGAAGAUUGACUCAUCAGUCGAUUGCUCAAAGUCUGAGACUUCAAAGUUCACUUUUGUGUUUUCCAGGACAUGGGAAAAACCUAAAAACAAUAUUUUGUUUGACAGACUUCCAGAUAUGACCGGAAAGAUUAUUACAUCAUCUGUUUCAUUCUGUGGGAAGUUUAUAUAAAGCUUUCUGUUCCACAACAACUUAUGUUUUCAUUUAUUCUGAGAUUUUACCAGUCACCUCCAGGGGUGAAGUGAGAUCCCCCUUUUUUUUGUUCAACACUGCGCAGUAUUUUUCCUUUAUCUCAUUAGACACAGACCAGCUCCGAGCACAUGGAACACAAAACAAUUUGUUAUUCAGUUGACAGGAAAAAAUCUCAAUAAAGCCCAGCCUUCUAUCUAAGACUGAAAAUAUAAAGUUCAUGUUUGAGGGCUGAGGAGACCAGUGAAAGCUGUCUCAUUCUUACCUGUUAUAGGAUUUCUUUUCUGUUGUUUUUUCCACCUUUAUGAUAGAUAUAGUCAUUUCCAUAGGUGACAAGAAAGGUGGAGUAAUUUCCCUUUAAAAAUUCAAGUUUUGAUUCAUUAAACAACAGGACAGUUCUCCAUUUCCUCUCAGUUCCCAGUCUUGCACGGGUUCAUGCCCAGAAAAGUUCCUGGCAUUUCUAACCAUAUUAAUGAUUUUAUUUUGCAUGGUAUAGUUUCAACGUGUGCGCUCACAGACAAUAGCUUAUGCCAGUAAAAUUGGGCUCAUGCGGUGGCUUCCACUACAGAGUCAUGUCUGUUUUUAGUGCAAUGCCACAGCUAUUAUUUCCUUGUUAAACAACACAAAAUUGCACCUUUGAUCUGAAUACAACAUUUGUGAUGUUAAAAUAAGGUGGACGCACGCACUCUUAUACUUAUUGUUCACACAUCCUGAAACAUGCACGACUCAGCCCUUUAAAUCAUGAUUCACAAAAAAGUAAGCAUGUCAGGAGCAUGGCACCUGUGUGGAAACUCUGAUGCAUGGACACACUGUUUACUGAUGCAGACUGUGACUAACCACUUUUGUGUUGUGUUGUCACUAAAGCACAGAGAUUUGUUGCUUUGUUGCAGAAAAUCAAAAAGCUGAGAUGAUUGCCUCAACAAAAGGAGAUGUUUCACAUAACAAAUCACAUUUUUCUUUGUUUAUUUGACCUCAAAUCUGGAUCAUCCAGCCAGACAGAUACAGUUUGUUGACCAGGUCAUCUAGUAGAUACUUGAAAUCAAUUACAUGGUGCUCACUUUGCCUGUUGAUUCUUCUUUGUAGUCCGUGUAUUGACAAGCAGAUCUUUGAUUAAAUUGAUCCAGCAGCUUCUUAAUCUUCCAGUAGCAGCAGCAGAUGGAGUCUGGUAGCAGGAUCGGGAAAGUUUGCAGACCUAAUCAGUUGGGCUUUAAAUAAAAUGAAAACAUACAAAGAUACAGAUCAUGUGUUUACUUUGUAGGAUGAGCAGAGAUCUCUCUGACAGUUUUUGGAUUGGGAUCAACUUCAGAUAUUGGGUAGAGGGAUCUUCUUCCCUCUCCUGAAUAUGACAACAAUCUGCUUAUAACAUCAAAUAAAGACCUCAGUGCACAUUUUAUUACCUCAUACUGUUCAGCUUCUUUAACCUGGGUUUAUUCCACCAUGCUCAACUAAAAUUGAAUCUUGAAUCUUGUAAGCAAGACGGAAGUUGGUGCUAGCACAGCAUAUUGUAUGGGCCUUUUUUAGACAGCAGAUACUCGGAUACAAAACAGCAUACAAAAUUUGUAUGAACAGGGUCCUGAAGCCGAAGCAGUUAAAAACUGGGAUGUUCAAACACAGUGAGAAAGAAGUGAGGUCCUGUUGUGUAUUUGCCCUUAUUUAAUGAAAUCCACCUGCAUCUAGGCGAGUGUUAAAGUGCUUGUUUUUAUCAUUACAAUCAUUCAGUGUGUAAAAAUGUUGAAUCUUUGCUUUAGAUUUCAUGAAAAUGCCAUAAACCUGCAUGGGAUUUUUUUGGAAAGACUGUUUGAAUCAUAAAAAAAUCACGCCCGACCUAAAAAGACGGUUAAUUUCAGAGAUUGCCAGAGGAGAUAUUAUACAAUAUAGUCUGUCCUGAGCCUUACCUUCAAACAGAUCAUGAACCACAUUUCUGAAGCAUUCUGUCUGCACGUAAACGCAUCAGAGGCUUUCUUCCUGCUGCAUAAUAAAGCUUGAAUGAGUGGAGGGAAGAAAACCCUCUGACGUCUGCAGUCUCUUGGGGGAGAUAUUUCUACCUUUGACCGAGGUUUUCUAUCAAAUAUUGAAGGUGGACGUCCAAAGAUAGCCUUGAUGACAUUAAAGCAGAGUGGUGGCUCUGCUGAAGCUUAAAGUGACACUCAGCGGUUUGGAGAGGCGGGCAGGACCAGUUUUUGAGAUCUGCAUGCAGUGCUGUGCGAGACAGAAAUAUUUCAACCAUAUUUUUCAAAUGAUUCCUCAAGCUGUUCAAACAAACGACGCACUAAAGCUUUUAUGCACCUGUAAAAUACGCACCGAACAAAAAUUCUGUUUCUGUUUUCACUGACUUAUUCAUCUUCCAAAUAAUUUCUCACAAAAAUGAUGAAACGCUUCCAAGCUUUCAUCUUUGCGUCUUGCAACACCUUGGAAAAUUUGUUUCUGAUUCCCCGUUUGGUCACAUCCCAAAGGCUGAGAGCCAUUUAGAUCCAUGUGAGUGUGGCUUUAAUCAGACUCUCAUCAGAGACUGGUCAUGAAUAUUAACUUUAAUAAUUUACAGACAGGUUCAUACAGAGUUCUCCAACCUAGAUCGACACACUCAGCCGUGUGUACAUGCAUAUGUGUCACAUACAUGACAGAACUGAAAGAGGGUUCAUGUUCCUGCGAGUGAUAAUCAGGGAAUGAUUGUAGACAAACCCAUCCUUCUCUCACUUUCUCCAAAAUGGGCCUCCCUCUUUUCACAUUUCCUCUUCUUGUCCUCCUCUUCUUCAUCCCUGACACCUCUGGAAAUACUUUCCCAUCUCCUCUCCUCAUUUAUCAGUCUUUCGGCAGCUUUGCAAAGACAGUGUUGGCUCUUUGAUGUGCUACCUCCUGCGCACACAUGUUUAAAGAAUAUUUCCAUUGAUUACAACUUGGAUCCUGUUUGCACAGCUCUCGCCAUUCUUCUGUUAUUAAUAACAACAUCAUAAUAAUUAUGUUUGAAGCUGCAAUUUGGGAUUGCAGCAACAUCCCAAAGCAGCAGUUGAAGAAAAACAUGUACUCACAUGUCCAUGUCCAACCAUGGAGAACACACAAUUUUCAUUUGGAUUUGAGGAUUAUUGCCAACAUUGUGUGUGUUGUCAGUGUCAAUUUGUGUCCUUAUUAAGUGAGUUCAAAUAAAAUCUUUUUAAUCCACACAAAAAAAAUAUCUUAGUUUUGAUCAAUUCGGAUAAGCCUUAAAAUGCUCGGUUGCAAAACAUUAAGGGAUUUUAUAUUACACGUGUUUUUUUGGGCUAACAAGAUGUUUUGCAACUCCAAAUUUUCAGCAAAUGGAUGGAUCAAAGUCUGCCAAAUUGCUCAUGUGUGGACAAGUGUUUUAGAUUUCAAGGGUAUGAAAGAACCAACGUUUAACCGAGGAACAAAUCAAUCACUCAGCUUUAAAGAGAUUUUUCUGCUCUAACAAUACACUAACAGCAGCAGACACAACAAGUCUACUUCUUAGUUAAUUUUUUGCCUCACAUUUUCCAUGAUGCUUUCCAUGGAGGGUAACAGCAAUGCCUGUCAACUUUCUUAUCCUCUUGCAACUGACAGACCGUCGUGAUGUAUUUAAUGUCAAGGUUAUCUAAAAAGUAGUUUUGAAUCCCCUAAUGACACAAUCUGGAUGUUGUUUCUCAACACUGACUUUAUUCCAGUUUUUCAGGUUGACAGUUUGACUGUGAUAUUGUAAGUGGAGUCUUGGAGCAUAGUCCUUUAUUACUAACUGCUGGCUCUUAAAAGUUGACCAUUACUCCCUGAGGUUCUCAUACGGUCAGACAAUCGUUGGAGUGUCCAAAUUUGUCUAAAUGUUGUCAUUUGCUAGUGUGAAGCUGUUUGAAGUUACCCUGGUACAAAGUACAUUUAUUUCUGGAAAAGAUAUGGAAAUAAUGCAAUUUUUGGCUUCGAGUCCUCCAGGCUAAUGUUGUAUGCUUUGACUUUUUAAUGUUUAUUUAAUAUAACGAUAUGAUUUUGCAGGUUGUCUACUGUUGUUGGAGCAGAUCAGAUCCUGGUGGUUCACAAUGGACAGAUCGCAGAGAGAGGAAGGUAGGAUGUUUUUUUCAGAGUUUGGUAUAAGAAAGUUGAAUGUAAGAGGAAGUGAUGCUGUUAUGUUUUCAGGAUGUUUUAUCCUAUCUUUUGACCAACACUAAGUGACUAAUGAUGGGUCUGUGUGAGUGUUGUCAUUUGACACACCUGAACAAGGAUGUGUGCCCUAAGUGGUUUCAGAUUUUUAUCUGUUGAUCAAAAACCUGCUAAGUGUUUUUUGUAGGUGAUCCUUAAACCCUCAGGUAUCUUUUACUGCCCCAAGGGCUCAAUGACCACCAGACACACUCAUACUUGCUUAUAUUACCAACAGGGGACCAUCACAUAGACGACGAGGACCAUGUUAUCUGAGCAUUUAAAGGAAGAAAAAUCCAAUAGACAAUAUACAUUUAACUUGUUGUCCUUGAUUUAAAGAACUAAUGGUUACACAGACAAAAACUUACACAUACACACACACACACACACACACACAUACUCGUCUAUAUUAUCAAGAUAGGACCAUUGAGAAAGUGGGGACCUCUGUUACUGCUCAAUUUAAAAAAGGAAGAUCAGAAAAAAACAAUUAGCUGUUAAGGUACCCUAGGGUACCAAAGGCUAAAUGGCCACCAAACUGAUAUUACCAACAACGGACAAUAACCCAAAAAAGACCCAAAAGUGGACCUUGUCCCUUGUCCAAAAGUGGACUUUGCCAUUUUAAAAAUAGGAAAAUACAGAAGAGGAUAUACUUUUGGGGGUUCAUGUCUUAAUAUGUGAUUGGUCACACACACACACAUAUAGUCAAAAAGGACUAUUACCAUUGGGGACCUCCAUUUAUGUUCUUUUUAAAAAAAAGUAAAUUUUGACAAACUAUGUAUUUUUAUGCCCCAAAGGCAUCAAACAUUACAUACACUCAUACUUGCUAACAUUGCCAACAGGGGACUACAAUGGACCAAACAUGGACCUUGUUUUCUGGUCCUUUUAGAAAUAAAACUUGAGAAGAAAUCUCACUGUUAAAGAUUAAAAACAAAUCACCUUAAUGGUGCUCUUCAGUUUUCCUCAAAUCUCAGGGACUUGGUGGCUUGACCGAUGUCUACCUACUUCCUACCUACCUACUUCCAUAUACUGAAAUCGAACACUCUUAACCCAGUGUCACACAUAAACACACACAGUGGGUCUGCCACUUAAACUACUGAUGCGUACAGCCCGUGGGUAUAGGAGAUGAAAGGACCUGCUUUGUCAAAAAUGGUGGUAAAAUAAACCUCUGCAGUGGUGAAAGAGGAAGAGCUAUAUUUCACCCCUAAUAUUGAAAACAUAAUCAACAUAGAUUAUCCUAAAGCAUGUUUAAUCCACAAUAGAUAACACUAAGAACACACCUGACAGAUGAAUCAGAUGACAGAUGUAUCGGAGGAUGAACACAUGAAGAUACUCCUUUUACCCCUGCAGGCAUGCAGGGGAAGCCCAACCAAAAGCCAUUCACCUUUUGAUCGACACUGUGAUGUAAACAAAGGACAGGCCAGUUAAACCUCCGGUGUCAGAAUACACACAAUUUGUGCCACAAAGUGGUGGAGUGUAUCAUGAAACAGAGGCAGGAAGUCCUCAGGCUGUCCAUGUGCUUAACAUUCUUUACGAGGAUUACGACCAUGCUAAGCCAACUAAUUCUGAGAGCGCUGAUUACAAAUGAAAACAAGUGUCCAAACUCACCUUUGCAGGUAGUUUUUGAGAAGAUCUUCAAACACGAAAGCAUUGUCCUUUAUGGUGGCCAACAUCCGCUACUGGGACCAAUGAGGGGACUAAUUUAUGUCGCCAAGGUCUUACUGUAUUUCCUUUUCUAACUUGAUUAAAUACUAAGUCUUUUAAAGGAGAUAAUAUUUAUGGCAGUAUGUUUUUAUUGCACAAAAUUGAAGUUUGUUUGUUUGUUUCCUCAAGGCAGUGAGUUAAGCUCAUCAACCUACAGUCCAUAUUUUAUUGAUGCCAUACUCAAAGAAACCAAGGAAUGCCAUUGACCAGUAUAUCCUGACUUGUCACCCAUUAAAAACAUUUUGCACAUUCUGAAUUAACAAAAAAAGGAGACCCUGAAUAGCUAAAAUCCUACAUCAGCUAAGAGUGGGACAACAUUUCACCAUGCAAAAUCCAGAAACUGGUCUCCUCAGUUCCCAAAUGUGUUUUUACAAGAAGAAGUAGUGCAACACAGUAAUAAACAGGCACCCGUCUCAGCCUUUUUGAACAUUUUCUAUAAAAUAAAAAUGUAGAAUUGUAAGUUUCAGCAUUUAAUAUGUGUCUUUGCAUGAUUUUGAAUGAAAUAUAGAGUUUUAAGGAUGAGUUAACCAUCAAAUUCUGCUUUCACAGUGUCCACACUUCUCUGGAAUUGAGGUUGUUUAUAUCUUCUUUAAAAACAAAUCCAAGGGUCAUUUUUCAGCCUGUGUUCGACUGGAGAACUUGGCUGUCUUAUUUACACUCCCUGCCAAUAUUAUUUGUAUUUCUCCUCUUCUUAUUCUUUCUCUUUAUCUUCCCUGUGUUUAUGUUUCCUUCAUAUCAACCUGUUCUCCAUAUUUUUCUCUCCGUCUCGGUUUCUCUGGAUCAUCUAUUUACGGCCCUUGCUGUGUUUCCCACUCUCCCUGUCUGUCUGGAAGUCCAGACAGUGACAGACUUUUGGUUUUACUAAUUCAUAGUAAAGUUGGCUAAAGUCUGCGGGAAGAUUUCAGACAGCUCAACUUUGUUUUUAAAGCUGCUCUGGUGUCACAAGACAUUAUGAGUGACCCACCUUCUCCCCUGUCUGCUCUGCUAUUCCCAGAAUUUCUCUUCCUUUAAUCUUUAACUAAUUUUUUCCUGCUUUAAAUCUUACUGCUCCUCACAUUUUCAAUUAAGACAAAUGGAUAAUUUGAGAAGAUCCACACUUUGCGGUUAUAGCCUUAAGUCUUGGUAAGACAGAGGACCACUUCUUGAGGAAUCCACAUUUUAUAAAGAUGAAUAAAGAAUCAGUCCAGAGACAGGCCAUGAAACACCUGAACUUCUUUGAAAUUGAUGCCAGAUCCAGCCAGGAAGAGUUACUUGUUGAUGUAGUUUUGCAGAUUUCAUGGUUACUUUCAUGUCUAAUACCAGUUCCUGUUUCUUUGUCUUGUCCAGGCAUGACGAGCUACUCAUUCGGGGAGGUCUGUAUGCAAGUAUGUGGAUGAAACAGCAGGAAAGUCUGGAGGCACAAACAGACACACAGAUAAACAGUCAAACUCAAGACCUCUGA